GUGAGGUGGAGGUGGAGGAGCCCGAGUAGGCGGAGGAGGAGGCGGUAGAGGAGAGGAGCGGCCAGAAGAAGGAGGAUGGAGGAGCAGCCGAAGGAGGGCGAGGCCGAGGUCGAGGAGCACUGGUUCUCUAAGUGGGAGCGCCAGUGCCUGGCCGAGGCCGAGCAGGAAGAGGAGCUGCCCCCCGAUAUGCAGGAGGAGGCGGCCGCCGAUGCGGCGGGGCUCAAGAGGGAGCAGCAGAAGCUGUGGCACCUCUUCCAGAUCUCAGCCACUGCCGUGGCCCAGCUCUACAAGGAUACGGGGUGCCAACAGCCAGGACUCUCCAUGUGGGACCCCUUCCAGAAUGCGGCCAUGGCCGUGACCAGCCUCUACAAAGAGAGCGGAGAUGCCCACCAGCGAAGUUUUGACCUGGGCAUCCAGGUGGGCAACCAGCGUCGCAUCAAAGAUGUGCUGGAAUGGGUGAAGAAGGGCCGCAGCACCAUUCUCCGCGAAGAUCUGAUCAGCUUCCUGUGUGGCAAAGUGCCCCCCGCGCCCCCGCCGCGCAACCCGAGGACGCCCCCAAAGCCACCCGCCGGGGCCCCCGGCCAGGCCGCGGCCACUGAAUCGGGCUCGUCAGUGGACGUCGACCUGCAGCCGUUCCACGAGGCCAUCGCCCUGCACGGCCUCAGUGGCGCCAUGGCGAGCAUCAGCGUGAGGUCCGGUGCGCCCGGCUCCCCGCCUCAGGCCAGCGGUGUCGCCAGUGGCGGCCGCCGAAGAAGUAGCUUCCUCGAGGACGACUUGAACCCAAACAACGCGGAAGAACUGGCCCUCCGCCUGGACAGUGGGGGGACCCGCAAGCGCCCCUCGGCCCAGUGUGGUGACAGCGACACGGACUCCCCAACCCACAAGCGCAACCGAAUGGCCUAAACUGCCUCGUUGGUCGCCUGCCGCCAUGUUGCUUGCGAGCCAACCCGGCCUUCAACGUGCUUGUCAGAAGGGUCCUCGAGACGAUCUCUUCCUUCUCUAAGUUAAACAAAGAUUUCUAUCAGUUUGCCACAAAGAAACUUUAAAAGUAUUCAAGAAGAGGCCACAUCUGACUCUGACUUUCCCAGAAAUAUAAUACUAGCAGAGAACAAGUAUUAUGUAGUAGUUAGCAAGACCAUUAAAUGCAGAAGUAUCCGGUCAAGCGGGAGUCUGGUUUCUCUUGUUCACAGUUAUCAGUUAUAUUCCUUAGCAUCUAGCACAAUUGCUGGUGCUCAAUAAAUGUUGUCAAAUGAAUAACUGUGACCUUCUUUAACAGUCUUAAAGGGGAAGGACUAGCAGGUGUUUACUUGGUUAGAGGAUACUUGGGUCCUUUAUUGUUUGGUUGGUUGUUUAACGGUUUUUUGCCAGUUCAGUUAUAUUUUAUCAAAAUGUAAAACUUGACCUCUUUGUGAAA
This is a messenger RNA of Vicugna pacos (alpaca), 1414 nucleotides long. RefSeq names its product HUWE1 associated protein modifying stress responses 2 (gene HAPSTR2). The record is from RefSeq and is a predicted model, not a curated record. NCBI's taxonomy places the organism in Eukaryota, Metazoa, Chordata, Mammalia, Artiodactyla, Camelidae.